GGGUUACCCUGGGCUGAGGUCAGCUUUGGCACUGGUUGGUUUGAAAUGGCCUCUGAGAAGGAGAUUUUCCUCUUCCUUGCUCCAACCUGGCAGUAGCUGAGCUGGGAGUGGCCCCCGGAGACCUCCUCAGCCUCUCUCUGUGCCUCCGCUUUGCUACCUGAGGGAACAUCCCUGGCCCCGACUCAGGCCUCUGGCUGCCCUCUCUAUGUGACCUUGGGUAAUUCCCUAGCCUCUUCUCUGGCCCCAAAUCUUAGCUGGGAUCGCAACCUCAGAGCAGUCUGAUUAAGCGUGGCUGGUGGGGAGAGGCUGGCAUCUCCCUCUCGGUGUUGUGACCUUGGGCAGAUUACUUAACCUGUGUCCCAGCUUCCUCAUCUGGGGCUGGUAACAUGGGGAUAGUAACCGCAUCUUCCUCGUGGGAUUGUUAUGAGGAUUGACGGAUUCAUGUACGCAAGGCUCUGAGAACAGACCCUGGCACCCAGUAGCACCCUGUGCCUUCGCCUCUUGAACAACACAGGGGGGGUCGGGGGUGCCGACCGCCCAGGCAGUUGAAAAUUUGCAUGUAACUUUUGACUCCCCCCAAACCUAACUAAUAAUAGCCUUACGGAUACCGUCAGCAGUUGACUAACGCAUAUUUUGUACGUUAUGUGUAUCAUUAUAUGGUAUUCUUACGAUAAAGUAAGCUAGAGGAAAGGAAACGUUACUAAGAAAAUCGUAAGGAAGAGACGAUACGUGCAUUUAUAGUCCUGUAAACAAAGUUGGUUUUACAGUUGAAAACAAUUUGCUUAUAGGAUCACCUGGUCAGUUAAGUGUCCGAGUCUUGAUUUUGGCCCAGGUCAUGAUCUCACGGUUCCGUGAGUUCAAGCCCUGCCCCGGGCUUUCCGUGCUGGGCUUUUCGUGCUGACAGCAAGAAGCCUGCUUGGGAUUCUCUCUCUCGCCCCACCCCACCCCCUUCUCUCUCUGCCCCUCCCCCUCUCAUGCUCUCUAUUCUCUCUCAAAAUAAAUAAACUUAAAAAAAAAAAAAUGGACAGGAAGUGAUUUGCUUAUAAGUGGACCCUUGCAGUUCAAACCCGUGUUGUUCAAGAGUCCACUGCAAACAUUGAACAAUUUUCCGCUCUCCCUUCUCCCUAAUGGGAGGCGACAGGAGCGGGGACAGUCUGGGUAGCCCUAGGGUUUCCAUCUGGCCCAGGAGUACUAGCUGUAAGGUCAGAGGUGCCCCGGGGGGCCACCCUGGGCGCCGAGCACACCUUCCUCUCUGUCUGUGGAGACCCGAGGUCGCUGGCGGGGACUGUGGGCAUUACUCCUCUGCCGUUCCACAGUCUGGGGCCGACCAGCAGCCCCCAGAGGAUGAGAAAGAGGUGAUCCGCCGGGCCAUCCAGAAGGAGCUGAAGAUCAAGGAGGGUGUAGAGAACCUGCGGAGGGUGGCCACGGACCGCCGCCACUUGGGCCACGUACAGCAGCUGCUGCGGGCCUCCAACCGCCGCCUGGAGCAGCUGCACGGGGAGCUGAGGGCGCUGCACGCGCGCAUCCUGCUGCCCGGGCCCGGCCUGGCCGAACCCGCCACCACGGGACCCCAGCCACCUGCAGAGCAGCCAAGGGCUCGGCACCUGGAGGCUCUACAGAGGCAGCUGCAGGUAGAGUUGAAGGUGAAGCAGGGGGCGGAGAACAUGACGCACACAUACGCCAGUGGCACGCCCAAGGAGAGGAAGCUCCUGGCAGCUGCCCAGCAGAUGCUGCGGGACAGCCAGCUGAAGGUGGCCCUGCUGCGAAUGAAGAUUAGCAGCCUGGAAGCCAGUGGGUCCCCUGAACCAGGUGAGGCUUUGAGAAGCGGGGCCGGGCAGGGCCGGGCAGGGCGGGGCCUGGGGGCUGACCGCCUCCUCCCAGGUCCCGAGCUGCUGGCAGAGGAGCUAAGGCAUCGACUACGCAUUGAGGCCGCUGUGGCCGAGGGCGCCAAGAACGUGGUGAAGCUGCUGGGUACCCGGCGGACACAAGACCGGAAGGCGCUGGCUGAGGCUCAGGCCCAGCUCCAGGAGUCCUCCCAGAAACUGGAUCUCCUGCGGCUGGCCUUGGAGCAGCUGCUGGAGGGAUUGCCUCCUGCCCACCCUCUGCGUGGCAGAGUGGCCCGGGAGCUGCGGACUGCCGUGUCUGGGAAACCCCAGCCUUCAGGGGUGCUCGUGAAGCCCACCGCCGUGACAGGGACGCUGGAGGUCCGUCUCCUGGGCUGUGAGCAGCUGCUGACAGCCGUGCCCGGACGCUCCCCGGCGGCUGUGCUGGCCGGGAGCCCCUCGCAGGGCUGGCUUCGGGCCCGGGCCAAGCAGCAGCGUGGCGGAGGAGAGCUGGCCAGUGAGGUGCUGGCUGUGCUGAAGGUGGACAAUCGUGUCGUGGGCCAGACCGGCUGGGGGCCAGUGACCAAGCAGUCCUGGGACCAGACCUUUAUUGUCCCCCUGGAGCGGGCCCGGGAGCUGGAGAUUGGGGUGCACUGGCGGGACUGGAGGCAGCUGUGUGGCGUGGCCUUCCUGCGGCUGGAGGACUUCCUGGACAACGCUUGUCACCAGCUCUCCCUGAGUCUGGUGCCCCAGGGGCUGCUCUUUGCCCAGGUGACCUUCUGUGACCCUGUCAUUGAGAGGAGGCCCCGGCUGCAGAGGCAGAAACGCAUUUUCUCUAAACGCAGAGGUCAGGACUUUUUGAGGGCUUCCCAGAUGAAUCUCAACAUGGCAGCCUGGGGGCGCUUGGUCAUGAACUUGCUGCCCCCCUGCAGCUCCCCAAGCACGAUCAGCCCCCCCAGAGCGUGCCCCCAGACCCCAGCCACGCCCCGGGGAGCUGCCAACCCUGCCUCGCCCAGCUCUUCCGUCUGCCUGUGCCCUGCCAGGUGUCUGCUUUCUCCACAUAGUGAUUUCCCACCCAAGAAGAGCCCCUUGGAAGAAGAGGUGAGGCCCCCGCCCAAGCCCCCACGUCUCUACCUGCCCCGGGAGCCAACCCCCGAGGAGAUACCGCGCACCAAACGGCCCCACAUGGAGCCCAGGACUCGACUCGGGCCACCGCUUCCAGCCUCAGCCACCAGGAAACCCCCCCGCCUUCAGGACUUCCGUUGCUUGGCCGUGCUGGGCCGGGGACACUUCGGGAAGGUCCUCCUGGUCCAGUUCAAGGGGACGGGGAAAUACUACGCCAUCAAAGCGCUGAAGAAGCAGGAGGUGCUGAGCCGGGACGAGAUGGAGAGCCUGUACUGCGAGAAACGCAUCCUGGAGGCUGUGGGCCGCACAGGGCACCCCUUCCUGCUGUCCCUCCUCGCCUGCUUCCAGACCUCCAGCCACGCCUGCUUCGUGACAGAGUUUGCGCCCGGUGGUGACCUCAUGAUGCAGAUCCACGAGGAUGUCUUCCCUGAGCCCCAGGCCCGGUUCUACCUGGCCUGUGUGGUCCUCGGGUUACAGUUCUUACACGAGAAGAAAAUCAUUUACAGGGACCUUAAGUUGGACAACCUUCUGCUGGACGCCCAGGGUUUCCUGAAGAUCGCGGACUUCGGGCUGUGUAAGGAAGGGAUCGGCUUUGGGGACCGGACAAGCACCUUCUGCGGCACCCCGGAGUUCCUCGCCCCGGAAGUGCUGACCCAGGAGGCCUACACACGGGCUGUGGACUGGUGGGGGUUGGGUGUGCUGCUCUAUGAGAUGCUGGUGGGCGAGUGUCCAUUCCCCGGGGACACUGAGGAGGAGGUAUUUGACUGCAUCGUCAAUGCGGACGCCCCGUAUCCCCGCUUUCUGUCGGUGCAAGGGCUUGAACUCAUUCAGAAGCUCCUCCAGAAGUGCCCGGAGCAGCGCCUCGGGGCGGGUGAGCGGGAUGCUGAGGAGAUCAAGACCCAGCCUUUCUUCAGGGCAGCUCUGCCCUCAUCCCCAGACCACCGACUGGCAGGCCCUGCUCGCCCGCACCGUCCAGCCCCCCUUCCUGCCCACCCUCCGUGGCCCUACGGACCUGCGUUACUUCGAGGGCGAGUUUACGGGGCUGCCGCCGGCCCUGACCCCACCUGACCCCCGUAGCCCCCUGACGGCCCGCCAGCAGGCUGCCUUCCGGGACUUCGACUUUGUGUCAGAGGGAUUCCUGGGGCCCUGACGGCCUCUCUGGUGUGUCUGCCCCGUCUGCCCAGCCGUCUGCCCCGGAGGCCCAGGCCUUGCCAGGUAUCGGUGGGCACUGGGCCUUGAAGUGGCAGCUGCAGAGCUGCUGUGGGGGGCUUCGCUCAGUCACUGGGCAGGGUCCCCUCCCCUCCCGCCCCCGCCUCCUGGGAGGCCUGGACCAGAAAGGGCGGCACAGCAAGGAGGAGUUUGGUUUGGUUUUUUAAUAUUUGAUUUGCUUUAUGGAUGAUUAAACUUAUAAAACUGU
Messenger RNA from Prionailurus viverrinus (fishing cat), 4365 nucleotides. It is a transcript of the gene PKN3, whose product is annotated as protein kinase N3. Gene Ontology annotation, molecular function: protein serine/threonine kinase activity; small GTPase binding; ATP binding. The record is from RefSeq and is a predicted model, not a curated record. Gene Ontology annotation, biological process: intracellular signal transduction; peptidyl-serine phosphorylation. The transcript has 20 exons. The coding region runs from base 1128 to 4016 and encodes 962 amino acids. Lineage: Eukaryota; Metazoa; Chordata; Mammalia; Carnivora; Felidae.